AAAAUCUUAGCUUUUGUUAAAUUUUAAUUAGUAUUCAUAUUGUUUGUAUUAUUUUAAUAUUUGUGUUUAAAUUAGGGGUCCUGGCUUAAUUUUUUAAUUUCAAUAUUUUUCAUUUCAUAAUUUAAUCAAUUACUAAUAUAAAAAUGAUUUUCUGACUUUUGUUUUUGUUGUUUGACUAAAUGUAUUUUAAUGUUUUUGUAUUAUAGAUUUUAAAGCUAAUAUUGAUUUGGGUUAAGUACCAUCCUCAAUCUCACCCUUGUGUUCUAUGAAUUUAACUUUUGUUUUUUGAUAUGUUCUCUUCCUACAGUUUUGAUAGAUAUGCUGAUGAUAAAAACUUAAAUGAUACAACCGACGAUUACGGAGAAGUUCAUUCUCCUGCAUUUGCCUAUGAUGGAGUUUGUAACUUCUCUUGAGGAAAGGAUACUUAAAAUUUUAAAAGAAUCGAAAUCGAUCUUGUACGGAUAUUUAUAUAGGAUUUUUUUAUCAUUUAUAUGUUUCUUGCUGUUUUUCUAUUUCUACAGAGGAAUGAUUUUUAUAAAUGAUGUGUAUUUUUAUGAUGAUAAAAUCGAAACGUUUAGAGAUAGAAUACACGAAAUGAUAGAUGAUAAACAUUUGGAGUUUUUAAGGAGAUUCACAGACUGGCUGUUUUAUCCGUAUGUUUUAAUUUUUAUUUUAAAGUUUCUUCUCUUCUGUCCACCUGUGUUUAAUAUUCAGAUUUUCCUCAGAUUCUCAAGUAUAUACAUCUUCACGUACUUGAUAAGAGGAAUCAAUGUAAUAUUCUCAUCAAUUCCACCCCCUCAUACAGAGUGUAUGCCGUAUGCAAUUGAAUCGACAAAGUUUAAAACGUUGUUAAAAUUUUUAUUUAGAGAAAAGAGACAAAUACCAUGCACAGGCGUAUUGUUUUCAGGCCACGUGUAUUUUGUAAUUCUAGCAUUCAUCAUCCUCUCACAAAACUCAGGAUUCUUGUUCAAUAUGACUAUGUUUGUGUAUGCGGCACUCAUAUCAGUUUCAAUUGUAGCCUCGAAGUAUCAUUAUUCAAUUGACGCAAUGUUUUCUAUUCUUUUCGCUCCCUUUAUUUACAAUGUAUACUUUUCUAGCAUUGAUUCGUACGGAGUACAAUUCUUCAACAAACUCAAUAAUAAGUACCAAAAACCUAGCAAAACCUUUAAACGUACAAUAUUACAGAACAGUUCACUUGUAAAAUGCAUUUCAUGGGUCGAACAAAUAUCACAACUGCUAGCAUUAGGGAAUAAAGUUAAAAGUUUGGACAAACUUGUCAAUGAAAACGAGUUGGUUGAUCCAGAAUUAGUAAGGAAAUUCAACCUAGUCUCAUAUAUCUUCGGAUUUAGUGAAACUGACGAUUUACUUGAUCUAUACAGAGGCGCCAAUAAGUAUAACUUCACAUACUGGAAGAUAUUGAAAUGUAAAUUCACCAGAAGAUGUAAAAUAUAAUAUUUUUAAAAUAAUUUUUUGCUUCUUUAA
Messenger RNA from Theileria parva strain Muguga, 1482 nucleotides. Its product is annotated as PAP2 superfamily C-terminal family protein. The transcript has a single exon. Gene Ontology annotation, molecular function: ceramide cholinephosphotransferase activity; sphingomyelin synthase activity. Gene Ontology annotation, biological process: ceramide biosynthetic process. The coding region runs from base 340 to 1452 and encodes 370 amino acids. The record is from RefSeq and is a predicted model, not a curated record. NCBI's taxonomy places the organism in Eukaryota, Apicomplexa, Aconoidasida, Piroplasmida, Theileriidae. Gene Ontology annotation, cellular component: endoplasmic reticulum membrane; Golgi membrane.